AGCGGCGGCGGCGAGGAUGAAGUGCAAGCCGAACCAGACGCGGACCUACGACCCCGAGGGCUUCAAGAAGCGCGCCGCGUGCCUGUGCUUCCGCAGCGAGCGCGAAGACGAGGUGCUCCUGGUGAGCAGCAGCCGCUACCCCGACCGCUGGAUCGUGCCCGGCGGGGGCAUGGAGCCCGAGGAGGAGCCGGACGGCGCGGCGGUGCGUGAGGUGUACGAGGAGGCGGGAGUCAAGGGGAAGUUGGGCCGGCUGCUUGGCGUCUUUGAGCAGAACCAGGACCGCAAGCACCGGACCUACGUGUUCGUGCUCACCGUCACCGAGCUGCUGGAGGAUUGGGAAGACUCGGUCAGCAUCGGCAGGAAGCGAGAGUGGUUCAAGAUCGAAGAUGCCAUCAAGGUCCUCCAGUGCCACAAGCCCGUGCAUGCCGAGUACCUGGAGAAACUGAAGCUGGGCGGCUCCCCAUCUAAUGGAAACUCGGCCGCCCCGUCCCCGCCGGAGAGCGAGCCCUAGUGAAUGGAAUAAAUGUUGUUCAGAUUUACUUUGAAAGAAUCAAGUAUGUGACCCCAAUGAUGAAUGGAAUUGUGAAGCACAGGUGAGCUCUUUGACAUCCCCAAGGACACAGCUCACCCUAUGCUUUUGGACACUGCUUUCCUGUUAUUAACAAUGGCUAGACUUCAGGUUGUUGCACUACCACUGUAUCUGUACAGAAGUCUAUUUGGCACCUGUGGCCUUUUUGUGCUUUUGUCUGUAUUUCCCCAUCAGAUAUGACCUUGAAUGCAAAGAACUUGCUUUCUUAGUCUUUUUAUAUCUAGCAUACAUUACUUGAUAUAUGGUAGGCGUCACUGAAUAUUUGUUUAAUAUUUUGUAAUGAUAACGAAUGGUAAAACAUCCCUCUUCUAAUCUCUCUAGCAUAUAUGUGGCUUUUGUAUAUCAGGUGUCUCGCAACUAUUUCAAGGCAGCUGUGAAUAGUAGCAAAGAUUCAUAUUCAUAUGUCUGUGUUAUCCCAGACAUUAUGUACCUCCUACAUUUGCCAAAAUUUUGAACCUAAAUUUAACUGUGCCUCUAGACAUAAUUUCUCCUCUAUAGAAAAUUCAGGAGACAGAGAAACAGUUUACUGUAUAUCAAACAGAUGAGAUUCAUAGAAUCCUGACUUCAAGAAAACACAGGACAGAUGAUUCAGUUUCUUCAGUAUAUAAGUCACAAGGAUGAAAGGAAAGGGUGGUGGUUAAACCUGUGCAUUGAAAAAAGGCUUCAGAGAGUGAUCAGUACUUGCAUGGAUCUUAUUUGGAUCCUGAUUUGAUCAAACUAUAAGAUGAAUUAGUUUAUCAGACAACUAGAAUAUUUUGAGCAUUGGCUAGAUAUUUUCACAUUCAUUAUUAUAAUACUGUUGUUAUAUUGGAGAAAAGAAUUCUUAUCUGCAUUCAAAUAUUUACAGUUGAAAUGAUAUAAUGUCUGGGAUUUGCUUCAAAAUGUAUCUAGAUAUUAAACACAUUGGACAUACUCAAACAAGAUUGGCCUUCAAGAUGGUUGAAGCUGAAUGAUGAUUAAAUGAUGUUCAUUAUAUAUGGUCAUCUCUGCUUUUGUAUGUUUGACAUUUUCCAUAAUAAAAAAAGUUACCCAAAA
Molecule: messenger RNA, 1624 nt
Organism: Peromyscus eremicus (cactus mouse)
Lineage: Eukaryota; Metazoa; Chordata; Mammalia; Rodentia; Cricetidae
Product: diphosphoinositol polyphosphate phosphohydrolase 3-alpha
Exons: 2
Coding region: 17-511 (164 amino acids)
Biological process (GO): diadenosine pentaphosphate catabolic process; diadenosine hexaphosphate catabolic process; adenosine 5'-(hexahydrogen pentaphosphate) catabolic process
Cellular component (GO): cytoplasm; nucleus
Molecular function (GO): diphosphoinositol-polyphosphate diphosphatase activity; bis(5'-adenosyl)-hexaphosphatase activity; bis(5'-adenosyl)-pentaphosphatase activity
Source: RefSeq, a predicted model, not a curated record